UAAUUUUGAAUAUUCCGUAUAUCGGUCUUCUUUAAUUAAUAAAGUUGUACCGAUUGGUAUGCCACCACCCAAAAUAUGUGAAAGGAUAUCAUCGAGUGAAGGCACGCCCGUUGAGAUUAAUAAUUGGCCAUUGUAUGGAGAUAAUCGUGUUCCUGGCGGCGGUUUCGAAGAUUGA
Acaulospora morrowiae is the source of this 175-nucleotide messenger RNA. NCBI's taxonomy places the organism in Eukaryota, Fungi, Glomeromycota, Glomeromycetes, Diversisporales, Acaulosporaceae. The record is from the annotation of a GenBank genome assembly.